Molecule: messenger RNA, 1917 nt
Organism: Uranotaenia lowii
Lineage: Eukaryota; Metazoa; Arthropoda; Insecta; Diptera; Culicidae
Exons: 1
Coding region: 1-1917 (638 amino acids)
Biological process (GO): DNA integration
Molecular function (GO): nucleic acid binding
Source: RefSeq, a predicted model, not a curated record
AUGGUCACCGCACGUCCGAUUAUGUGGACAGACUCGAAAACGGCACUGGCAUGGAUAAACGGCGAUCCUCGCAACUUCAAGCCCUUUGUCUCCAACCGCAUAGUGGAAAUUUUGGAACACACAACCGUGGAAGACUGGCGCUGGGUUCCAACAAAACUAAAUCCCGCCGACGAAGCGACGAAGUGGGGAGCAGGUCCGUAUUUCAAUUCGAACAGUCAGUGGUUCUCAGGCCCCAGCUUUCUCUUACAAUCCGAAGAUAAUUGGCCAAAACUAGAGGGAAAGCUAAACGAACCGAACGACGAAAAGCGUGCAACAAUUCUGUCCCAUACCUCCGUAAAACCUAUCGUGGACUUUUCAGUUUUCUCGUCUUGGGUUAAACUCCAACGUACAAUAGCCUAUGUUCUAAGAUACUUGGUAAACUUUAAAACAAAAGCUCUAACGUUGUCGGGACAGCUUCAACAAUCUGAGCUUCUCGCAGCCGAAGAAGAGAUAUUUAAAAUUGUUCAGAAAGAAACAUAUCCCGAAGAGCUGACAAUGCUAGAAAAUGACAACCACGCCAGCGUAAAUAAGAAAAGCGACAUAUAUCAACUCACUCCGAUGGUAGAUGAGAAAGGCCUUCUCAGACAUAGAGGAAGAAUCGGAGCAGUUAAGGAAGUGGCUUACGGAACCAAAUUUUCUAUUAUUCUGCCCAAAAACCAUCGAGUAACCGUCCUUCUAGUCGAUAGGUACCAUCGAAUGUUCCGCCAUGGAAACUCAGAAACCGUUGUGAAUGAAAUCCGUCAGCUAUUCGAAAUUCCAAAUCUACGUGCGGUAGUAAAACAAGUAAGCAAGAACUGCCAGCUAUGUAAAUUACGAAAAACACGCCCUAUCAUACCCUUUAUGGCCAAACUUCCAUACGCUCGCCUGGCGCAUCACGAACGAGCUUUCACCUAUACCGGAGUUGACUAUUUCGGUCCACUGUCGGUGAAGGUUGGUAGGUCCACGGUGAAACGAUGGGUGGCACUUUUCACGUGCUUAACUACACGUGCAAUACACCUAGAGAUAGCAUAUUCUUUGACAACAGCAUCUUGUAUCUCCUGCGUUCGACGUUUUGUGGGCCGACGAGGACCACCAGCGGAGUUCUUUAGCGAUAAUGGUACCAACUUCGUAGGCGCCGAACGAGUAUUGCGGGUCCAAGUAGAACGAGCGCUGUCAGAAACCUUUACGUCCAGUGCAACGAAGUGGACAUUCAUGCCUCCAGGAGUCCCCCAUAUGGGAGGGGCAUGGGAGCGGUUAGUGCAAUCAGUUAAAGCAGCUAUGAAUGAUGCUUACGCCGAGGGAAAGUUGGACGACGAAGGGUUGCAAACAUUAAUAGUGGAGGCAGAAAGAAUAGUAAAUGCUAGACCUUUAACAUAUCUUCCGUUGGCAUCAGAACAGGCUGAGGCUCUGACCCCCAAUCAUUUCUUGCUCCUCAGCUCCAAUGGAGAAAAGAUUACAUCUCAGAAGAAAAAUUUCCAUGGACCUGUCGACUUCGAAAUUCGCCGUCAUUGCUUGGGUCAAUCGUGGGAACUGAUACAAAAACAGUUAGACAUUUUUUGGAAACGAUGGCUUUCGGAGUACCUUCCGGUGAUUCGUCGUCAACCAAAGUGGUUCGAAGAUUCUCGUUCUUUGAAAACAGGAGAUCUUGUUCUCGUAGUCAACGGAGCAAUGAGGAAUGAGUGGGAACGUGGACGUAUUGUCCGCCUACUGCUGAAUCCAGAUGGCGGAGUGAGACGUGCAAUAGUGCGCAUAGGCAAAAAUGAGGUUUUACGUCCGGUAACCAGAUUGGCUCUAUUAGACGUGGAUGUUAACCGUGCAGUCUCGGAAGUGGCCGAGAUACACCAGGGGGAGACUGUCGCCGCUAAAAAUGGUAAUCUGGUCACCCAGUCAACCGAUUGA